AUGGACGUGGACAUGGACGUGGACAUGGACGUGGACGUGGACGUGGACAUGGACGUGGACGUGGACAUGGACGUGGACGUGGACGUGGACAUGGACGUGGACGUGGACAUGGACGUGGACAUGAACGUGGACAUGGACAUGGACAUGGACAUGGACGUGGACAUGGACGUGGACAUGGACAUGGAUAGGACGUGGACGUGGGGGGACGUGGACGUGGACGUGGACGUGGACGUGGACAUGGACAUGGACGUGGACAUGGACGUGGACAUGGACAUGGACAUGGAUAUGGACGUGGACAUGGACGUGGACAUGGAUGUGGACAUGGACGUGGACGUGGACGUGGACAUGGACGUGGACGUGGACAUGGACGUGGACGUGGACGUGGACAUGGACGUGGACGUGGACAUGGACGUGGACAUGGACGUGGACAUGGACAUGGACAUGGACAUGGACGUGGACAUGGACGUGGACGUGGACGUGGACAUGGACGUGGACGUGGACGUGGACAUGGACAUGGACGUGGACAUGGACGUGGACAUGGACGUGGACAUGGACAUGGACGUGGACAUGGACGUGGACAUGGACGUGGACGUGGACAUAAAGGUGGUCGUGGUCGUGGACGUGGACAUGGUCGUGGACGUGGACAUGGACGUGGACAUGGUCGUGGACGUGGACAUGGACGUGGACAUGGUCGUGGACAUGGACAUGGACGUGGACGUGAACUUGGACAUGGACGUGGACAUGGACGUGGACAUGGACGUGGACAUGGACAUGGACGUGGACAUGGACGUGGACGUGGACGUGGACAUGGACGUGGACAUGGACGUGGACAUGGACGUGGACAUGGACGUGGACAUGGACGUGGACAUGGACGUUGACAUGGACGUGGACGUGGACGACGUGGACAUGGACGUGAACGUGGACAUGGUCGUGGACAUGGUCGUGGACAUGGACGUGGACGUGGACAUGAACGUGGACAUGGUCGUGGACAUGGACGUGGACGUGGACGUGAACGUGGACAUGGACGUGGACAUGGACGUGGACAUGGACGUGGACGUGGACGUGGACGUGGACAUGGACGUGGACAUGGACGUGGACGUGGACAUGGACAUGAACGUGGACAUGGACGUGGACGUGGACGUGGACGUGGACAUGGACGUGGACACGGGACAGUGGACAUGGACGUGGACAUGGACGUGGACAUGGACAUGGACGUGGACAUGGACGUGGACAUGGACGUGGACAUGGACCGUGGACAUGGACGUGGACAUGGACGUGGACAUGGACGUGGACAUGGACGUGGACGUGGACGUGGACAUGGACGUGGACGUGGACAUGGACGUGGACAUGGACGUGGACGUGGACGUGGACAUGGACGUGGACGUGGACAUGGACAUGGACAUGGACGUGGACAUGGACAUGGACGUGGACAUGGACGUGGACAUGGACGUGGACAUGGACAUGGAUAUGGACGUGGACGUGGACGUGGACGUGGACAUGGAUAUGGACGUGGACAUGGACGUGGACAUGGACAUGGACAUGUAUAUGGACGUGGACAUGGACGUGGACAUGGACGUAGACAUGGACGUUGACGUGGACAUGGACGUGGACGUGGACGUGGACAUGGACGUGGACGUGGACAUGGACGUGGACAUGAACGUGGACAUGGACAUGGACAUGGACAUGGACGUGGACAUGGACGUGGACGUGGACGUGGACGUGGACAUGGACGUGGACAUGGUCGUGGACAUAGACGUGGACGUGGACAUGGACGUGGACGUGGACGUGGACAUGGACAUGGACGUAGACAUGGACGUGGACAUGGACGUGGACAUGGACUAUGGACUGGACAUGGACGUGGACAUGGACGUGGACAUUGACGUGGACGUCGACGUGGACGUGGACAUAGAUGUGGUCGUGGUCGUGGACGUGGACAUGGUCGUGGACUUGGACAUGGACGUGGACUUGGUCGUGGACGUGGACAUGGACGUGGACAUAGACGUGGACGUGGAUGUGAACGUGGACAUGGACGUGGACAUGGACGUGAACGUGGACAUGGUCUUGGACAUAGACGUAGACGUGGACGUGAACGUGGACAUGGACGUGGAGAUGGACGUGGACAUGGACGUGGACAUGGACAUGGACGUGGACAUGGACGUGGACGUGGACGUGGACAUGGAUAUGGACGUGGACAUGGACGUGGACAUGGACAUGGACAUGGAUAUGGACGUGGAGAUGGACGUGGACAUGGACGUGGACAUGGACGUGGACGUGGACAUGGACAUGGACGUGGACGUGGACAUGGACGUGGACAUGGACGUGGACGUGGAACAUGGACGUGGACGUGGUACGUGGACAUGGACGUGGACGUGGACGUGGACAUGGACGUAA
Messenger RNA from Closterium sp. NIES-65, 2391 nucleotides. NCBI's taxonomy places the organism in Eukaryota, Viridiplantae, Streptophyta, Zygnematophyceae, Desmidiales, Closteriaceae. The record is from the annotation of a GenBank genome assembly.